ACGUAUGUAAAAUCUGUGGUAUAAGUGUCAAUGUCAAAAGGAGGAGUUUUCGUGGAGGUUUUGCGAGCGCAGUGUUAUCAAAUUGUGAAUUUUGUGAAAUCCGUGUGAAAUACAAUCCUCGUGGGAGCUGUGAAGAUUUGGAAAUAGAGCAUGUCGUCUCGCCACCUGCGCAAGGUGCUCGGGGACCAGAGCCUGCCCCCGCCCGAUGACUCUGAAGAGGAGGGGUACGAGCCGCCCUGUGUCCAGGCACCAACUACCAGCCGAUACGCUGGGCUGGACAUAGCGUCGGCGUCCGAACACGAAUCUAAUAAUGAGGAUGCAGACGAAGCCGAGGACAGUGGAGGCAACGAGGCGGCCGCGCUGCCGCCGCCGCGGCCCAAGCGGCGCAACAACCGGAGGAACCGCAAGGCACAGAGGGCUGCUGCACGGCAAGCUGCGGUUGAAGACGAGGUAGACCGAUCAGUCCGGGAGGUGAAUGAGCUUCUAGGAGAGGCGGAACCCGCCCCUGCAGGAAAGCCAGUCCCAGCAGACAAGCCCGCUCCAGCCAAGCCAUCGCCUUUUCUCAGACAUGAAGAUGCUAUGAUUAUUCUGAGCAAGCAUCUGAACGCUAUCAAUGAGCAGACCAGGAUGUUUGGACAUGACGUCGUCAAUGGUGGCGAAAAUAGGAGGCGUGGACGUCAGCCGGUGGUGGCGCGUCAUCUGAAGAAAUGCACCAUCGUCCCCCUCGAAAAGUACCUUGGACGCUUCAAGAAAGUCGGUCUCUCAAUGUCCCUCAACCGUCGCGAGGAGGGUCUGGACUACUUCACGUUUGACCACAGCGCUGACUACCAGCGCCGCCACCGCCACUACCUGGCCACGCGGCCCGGCUCGCCCGAGGGAUUGGACCUGCAGCUGCUGCAGACGCACAUGAUUCAGUCCAUGGAGCAUUACCAUGUUGAAGUCAUGGUCGAGUGCGCUAACGCCAUGUUCAACAUAGAAAAUUAUUCCGAGGCGCAAACACUGCUGGAGCAAUCCAUUGCUUACAUGCAAUAUGUGUCUCAUCCGUCAUUUGAUCUCACUGAUCCAAACGUGCGACUGGAGUACAAAUACGUGGAGAACCGACCGUUUUUCAUCGCAAUUCUCAAGUAUUUGCACAUGCUGACCAACAAGGCUUGCCACCGUACUGCGUUGGAGCUCGCCAAGCUACUACUGAACCUUGACCCAGAGGACCCGGUGGCAGUUCUUCUAUUCAUAGACGUUCUGGCACUGAGGGCCAGAGAGCACGAAUGGUUCGUCACGGCGGUGCAACGCUGGACUAUCGAACGAAGCGCCCGCUUCUUAUUCAACAUCAAGUUUUCGUACGCGUUGUGUCAAUACCAUCUAGCUUUGAAGCAUAAAACGGACUUGGGGCUAGCCAGCAACUUGCUGGAGGAAGCUCUUGUCCACUACCCGGCGGUGCUGAUGCAGAUCAUGGACUGCGCCAACCACAAGCCCGACGAACGUCUGAGGCAGCACGAGUUCUUCACGACGUUCGCGACCUCUACGUCGAACCAGAUCCUCAAAGAUCUGUACCGCAUGUACGCCACAUUCACCUGGCCCAAGUGGCGCGAACCCGGAGUCAUGGAGUGGGUGGAAACGGUAGCCCUGGGCGUCCUACAUAGCUAUGACACCCUCCAGUCUAUGCGGGACCGAGCGCACACAGCUACGAACAUUCGCAUGACCAUUUUCAAAGCGUUCCCGAUCCAGGCGAUGCGUCAUCUGAUCAUUAUCAAGCCAAUGGAAAGCUUGAUUUGCGAAGACGCAAUUCCGUCAGUGGAGAGUCCGAUGGCAACUGACCCGAAGCCAUCCCCUGACACCAUAAACCGAUACAAGUACCCUGAGCCCGCCGGCCCAAGGGUGCCCCAUGCUAACAGCGGAAUACCAUUGAUGCAGUUUUUCUGGUCAAUGAAUCCGACCAUAAACCUUCCCACUCUACCGGAGCGAUUCCAACCGUUUCCGCCACCAGAGGUAGAGGUGCGGCCCUGCGUGUACUGCCGCCUGAUGAACCCCGCCGCCUGCGCCCGCGCCGGCGGCGUGGUGGCGGAGCGCCCGGGCCGCCGCCGCCUGGCCCACGCCUUCGCCGGCCUCUACCGCAUCAUCAACGCCCACCGCGCGCGCCAGCAGGCCUUGGCGGAGCUAGCGUCCGACUCCGACGAAGCUUCCUCGUCCUCUGAAGAUGAAGAGGAGAGCAGUUCGGAUGAGGACGACGAGCAGGACUGAUAUCAGCCUAUCGACGGGUUCAAGUGUCUGAGCAUGCUCAGUACUUACUUUAUGUAAAUCCGGUUUUUCUCGCUCCUGCUAUUUGGUUACAGUGAUGAUGGGUUGCGGUAUGGUUCUGUCGCUUUAUGUGUUGCCUGACCUAUACCUACUAUGUUGGGUAGUAAGUGUAAAAAACUAAUAAAAUAUGUAACCAAGUAAAAAAAAAGUUGUGCCACACUAGAAUAGGAUGCUUUAAUAAAUUAUUAAAGGUUUUUUUCAUUAUGGCGAUGGAGGGGGAUCUGAGGAUGUGGGAGGGUAUUGUGCAAUUAUUAUUAAGUUUUUAACUGACACCUACUACCGGUCUGUUUAGUUACAAGGAGUUUUUUCCUAUUGUCUAUUGACUGGAUUACGAGUUGGUUUUAGAAGUAAGGAAACCGGAUCGGAUUUAAGGGUAUUGGAAUUUUGAACGGGAAGCGUUCAACUUUCGGGUUGGUGAGGAAAGAUUUGCAGCCAUGGUCUAAAAGAGUUUUCUUGUGUAAACUUACAUAAGUAGCAAGUUAGUAACUAAUCGUUUUAUUCGCUCUAUGGAGGUUUUGCCGAAAAGUGUCCUCGGCUUAUUUAGGUAAUUCUUUAAAAAAAACUAAGUAUAUUAUUAAUAUUUAGUGCUGUUCAUCCAGUUCUUAUGAAUAAGAACGAAAGAUCGAGGGUUAGAUUAUGGAAAUUGUGUGAAACCUUCGGGUAGACUAACUCUGUUUGUCGCGUUUGGGCUAGUAAGCCGUUUUCUCGUAGGUGUUUAAUUAUUAUCCUUAGCCGUUUCGACGGUCAUCUGAGUUACCACCAGUAUUUAAAGCUUGUUCAUGUCAAAACUAUUUCAUGUGACGUCACACGUUUUAACC
This is a messenger RNA of Plutella xylostella (diamondback moth), 3113 nucleotides long. NCBI's taxonomy places the organism in Eukaryota, Metazoa, Arthropoda, Insecta, Lepidoptera, Plutellidae. The record is from RefSeq and is a predicted model, not a curated record.